CGCCGCUCCUGCUGCGUGCUGCAUUGUGUAUACGCACCGAAAUGUUUCGAAGCGGGCAAGACCUGUGACCUUCGAAGGAAGGGUGAAAGCACGUCAUGCUGUCCUCAGUGGUCCUACUCGCCAUGAUUGGCUGGAGCAAGUACCUUCUCAUAAACAACGUCACUCUUCCUGAGAUUCCCGAAUGUAACGUCGGGAAAGACGACCGUAUGCAGAUCACCAUAACCGUACCCGCCACUGGUCCCCCACGACAUUUUGCUGUUUACUGGUGGGGACGUCUCGCACGAGACGACGACCGGGCCGUGUUCUUCGACUACGACCCCACGUCGCAGACGGAGCGACCGCUAGAUGUCGUUCGACCCGCACUAUCUCCGAACGUGUUCGUUAGUCGCCUGAAGCUUUCAUCCUUUCAAGACGUGGGCUACACCCCCAAGUGUCUUAUGUGGGCGAAGUACAUCGGUGGCGGAGGCCAGGAAGACUCCCGAACGUGUUUGCAGACACAGCCCAACUGGAUGGAGGUCAACAGGCAACAUCUUUCUGUGCUGCCACUCAACAAACUAUUCAUACCGGGGACGCACAAUUCUGGUAGCAUCGUCACGAACGCGACCCAGAAGGGUAUCGUCUGGAACUACAUCAUGACCCAAGAUCUCUCAAUCCUGCAGCAGCUACUGAUGGGGAUUCGCUACCUCGAUCUGAGGAUUGGUUAUUACACGGGGGACCACCGGGAAAAGUUUUGGGUCGUUCACUCCGUCUUUAAAACAGCGACGACUCUGCGAACAGUCCUCGAACAGGUCCGUGAGUUCAUGGAACGCACGAACGAGGUCGUAGUGUUGGACUUUCAUCGUUUCCCGGUUGGCUUUGAAGACCAUCACGUGCAUUACGCCUUGUGGGACUUCGUACUUCAGGUUGUGGGCCCUGAGAAGAUGACUCCAGCGUACCUCACCGAGCACGUGCAGCUCGGAACGCUGUGGUCAUUGAACAAGAGACUCGUGGUCUGCUACAACAGCAAGGCGAGACCGAGACAUCCCCUGCUGUGGCCUGGCGUCCUGCACCGGUGGGCCGACGCCAGAACAGGAACAGAGCUUUACCACUUUCUCGAGGGAACUCUGUCCGAACCCAUUGAGCGUUUGUGGGCUGCCACAGCAGCCCUCACGCCCACUUACAAAAGUGCUUUGCUAAGUCCCCGCACAGGGCUCAGGGACCUCGCCGACAGUGUAGCCUACAACUUGAGCCAGUGGUAUCGAGAUAGGUGGUGGCACAGCGCCAAUAUUGUGGCGACUGAUUUCUUUUUGAGCACCGCCAUUGUGGACACGAGCAUUUUGGCGAAUAUUUGGCGGUCGUAUUGUCCGGAAAGGUAUAGAUGGCGAGACGCGGAAGAGUCUAGUUAGUGAACCUAUAUAGGUAGUGAGAAUUAGCUGGGGCGAGAAUUCAUCGAGGAACAACGCAAACACCUAUCCUUCAAUGCUCAAGAAACACUAACUCAGCAAAGGCCAAUGUGCCGAUGCCAGGAUAAGAACCUCAGUCAUCAUGACUUCCGCUCUGCGAAGGUAGUGCUUAUACGUCACAUCGGCAUGGAAUCCCCCUGGUAUAUGGUGCCUCAAGUGCAACGGGAACGGACAGACAAAGACGCUUUCCCCCUUCUCUCACACGUUUUUCACUCACUCAUUCAUUCAAGCACGGGACAUCAUGAUAUCUAAUGCAAGCAACGAGAAUCAGCCGAGGUGAACUCCGUCGAUGGACGACACAAACACAGAAGACCUUCAGCGUCCAAGGAGCAAUGGAAUUCACAUAACUCGGGAAAGUUCUGGUGUUGGCAUUUUCCUGACUUAUUUGAAUUUCGGAGUGUAUAGCAUAUAUAUGCAUAUGCUCUUGCGCUUAUAAAAAAACUUAAAAAUAUUUUUCGCCGGGCAUUGAAAUAGGCUGGUCCAGUUACAUGGGCCUGAGCACUACAAUGAUACUAUACGUGUUACUUCAUCGCAAAUUCGAACCUAUACAGUUCACACCUACACGGGACGCUGCCCGCCUUACGAGGCCAACUACAGUAACCGUAGCACCACGAAUGAAGUGAGAUUCUACCAGAUAGAACCGUGUGCGGACGCACUAAUAUUGUUCAAAAUUCAGUCGCCUUUUCAUGUAACAAACGGGUAUUAAAUAUGGACCGCACAAUUUGCUUGGAAUACGCGCUACGACAGUGUGUGUCUCUGUGCA
Messenger RNA from Ornithodoros turicata, 2205 nucleotides. Its product is annotated as PI-PLC X domain-containing protein 2-like. Gene Ontology annotation, molecular function: phosphoric diester hydrolase activity. The coding region runs from base 96 to 1385 and encodes 429 amino acids. The record is from RefSeq and is a predicted model, not a curated record. NCBI's taxonomy places the organism in Eukaryota, Metazoa, Arthropoda, Arachnida, Ixodida, Argasidae. Gene Ontology annotation, biological process: lipid metabolic process. The transcript has 3 exons.